This is a messenger RNA of Haliotis rufescens (red abalone), 1737 nucleotides long. RefSeq lists its product as uncharacterized. NCBI's taxonomy places the organism in Eukaryota, Metazoa, Mollusca, Gastropoda, Lepetellida, Haliotidae. The record is from RefSeq and is a predicted model, not a curated record. The coding region runs from base 353 to 889 and encodes 178 amino acids. The transcript is spliced from 4 exons.
UCACUGUAUAUGUUUGUGGGAUAUCAGACUAUACACAAAGGACAGAUUGGUUAUCAUGCAAAGAGUUAUUAGCAUUUGUAACAAACCCUACUUGGCAUAACUCGAAGGCUGCUAUACAUGUACAAGAAUGGUAUUCAGUAUCAUAGAACCAUCUACUCCCUGAUUGUAAGUCAAUAUCACCCUGAGAAAUUCACUACAGAGAAGAACAUCUAAAAUUAGAUUAUCAUGGACGUAUUGUUGACUCUCGUUGUCCUCACACUGCCGUCAGUAAGCUCAGGUCUACAGACCUGCUCUUCUGGGACCGAGAACAGCUCUUCUGGGACCGAGACCAGCUCUAACCAAGUCAUACUGGAUGUGUCUUCAGCUCAGAUCAACACAGGGGGGAAGGAUGUGUUCCUGUAGGCUGACUGUUUCACAGACAGCACAGGUGGAGAUGUUCCCUAUUGGCUGGUCACAACAGUGUGAUACAUACAUGACUAUACAGAGGUGGAAAACGAGUACACAGUGUACAAAUGGUGUUGUUCAAACUCUAACACUGUCUAAAACUGUCCCCACGGGUGAGGAGAUUUGGAUACUGGUGGUGGCUGCAAGACCUGGAGCCAGACUGUUGGGGCAGCUGCUGCUCAAGCUUAAGUCAUCAUCAGGUGACAUAUUUGCUGCAGGAAUAGCCACUGGUGGCGGAGUGGCCAUUAUAGUUCAAGUCAUCUACUUCUUCAUCAUAAAACCAAGAUGCAGGACAUCCUGCCGUAAGAGUCCUGCUGACUUCCCUGUGUCUGAGGACCAUCCCACGUAUGCUGGCUUCAGCAACAGAGCUGUGGAUACAGGCAACAACUAUGAUGUACUUAGUCCUGCACAGGUCAUCACCAACCCCUACACGAAUGAACAAUAGAUACAAUCUGCAGUGUGUGCUGUUACUAUUAACUCUCACUUCCUGUUCCAAACUACUACUGACAUUCUCCUCAUGUUCAAGUUAAUUCUUAUUAGUGUUUAGCCUGUACACGAGGGUGGUACUUGUGUUGAUAAACAGAUGUGUGAACAGACACAGUACAUAUUAGUUAAAACACAUUGUGUUGUAUAUGCUGCACAAGAACAAAUGUGAUAAAGAUACAUUAAGACACUCAUCCAGAUCAUAAUAUAGUUUUGAGCCUUCACAAAAUGUUUUGCAGAAUCCAUGUUUAAUAUAUAUAUAUAGAAUGGAAAAAGACAUGUGUGCACAUAAACAUACACCUUGUCAUGUCAAUGAAUGUCAAAUGAAAUACCAGUACACUGUCAGGUGGACACACAGCUAAAAGAGUGGUGUCUGUGGUAGACUCGGAUUGAAGUCAGUGCCUGAUAGGGAGUGGAGGGUAUGGGAUUAUCACUAAUAACAUGGUGCCUGUGCCAAGACAGGGAUAAUAAUGAGUGUAGCAUGGUACACACUGCUUCAAUUCAAAGAGUUGAUGUUCAUCCAUAUGCAAGAUUCAGCUUUCAAUAAAUAUUACCAAUAUGCUACAUAUUAUAACCCUAAUAACAGUUGCUGAAUUGUGCAUCCUGGAGCUUACCUACAGACUGAUUGUAUUGUAGAAUCAGAUAAAAACAUCCAAACAAUUGGAACAAAUAUUUAUUCAUAUAAUUUGAAACAAAAAUUGUGAACAAACUUAAGAAAGAUAUUUUUGUGAGAUUUCCUAUGCAUAGUUUCUACAACAUUUCAUUUGUAGUGAUAUUAUAUUCAAAACCUGUUAUGAAAAAUAAAUGAAA